Molecule: messenger RNA, 2781 nt
Organism: Paramuricea clavata
Lineage: Eukaryota; Metazoa; Cnidaria; Anthozoa; Malacalcyonacea; Plexauridae
Source: the annotation of a GenBank genome assembly
AUGAUUGAAGAGAUUGACGUAAAUAUGGACAGUGAACAACGUAAGUCUUACCUCUACAUGACUAUUGUAAGGAACUAGAAAGAAUAUAUAGCAUUUGUUUUAAUUUCUCGAUGUAUUUUGUUUUUAUUCACCUAAUUGGCUAAUAAUAGUACUAUAUUUUACUUCUGCAGUUGAUGUGCCCCCUAUGUUUUCUUCGACACCAAUAAAAUCGAAACCUCUAGAGAAGACAACUGAGUUACAUCUUAGUAUUGAUUCCAGCGAGUAAGCCAACUACUGCAAUUUAAUUUAAAUAUUAAGAUUAGAGUAUAUGUGUGUGCGUGAUCAUAAUUCAAUUAAUUUAUGAUGGUGAAUAUCAUUGUACAGUAUUAAAUGUACUUUGUACAUUACACUUAUGUAUGGAUCAGAAGAAGAUGAUAUACUAAACAUUACCAGUUUAUCACAAUCCUCGGAUAACCUGAAUCAAAGUUACAGAAUUUUAGAUGACACAGUAUCUGUACAUCGCUCAUCACCAUCGGAGAGCAGUUCAAGUGAUGUGGGCAGUGAUUCACACCUGAAUUCAUUAUCUGAAUGUUCAUUGAGUGAUGGAAAUAGUGAUAAAGACAGUGAUGAAAAUAUAACGUGAGUCAUAUAGUAUUGUAAGUUUUGUUUACACUACCAGCCUUGGCCUGGAAUUGGCCUACAUUUUGACAGAGUGAAAACAGACCUUGGCCUAGCCUUGGCCUGACCUAGGCCAAUAAAUCUGGGCUCACUACAACUGGUGGCCUAGUCCUGGCCUAGGCCUGUGGAAAUGUAAACACUUUCAGCCCUGGCCUGGGCAUUAUUUCCGUGGCAACGUGUUCCUGCAGUGAGAGAUUAGCGGCCACCAAUGGACAAUGUCACAACACAUAAAAAUACACAAAAUUAAUUACAAAAGUCUAGGCCAAAGUGAUCCAGUCUCAAAAAAACCCACAGUGUAAUGGUGUGAGCACACCACAUUUACCUUGGUCCGGCCAAGGUUAGGCCAAGGCUUGUAGUGUAAACACAACUGUAGUUUGUAUGGAUAAAAAUCAAUGAACCUCAAAAACUCAACAUACUGGUAGUAAUUAAGCUGUAAAUUUAUAACCAGAUGGACCUAUGACUUAAAUUUUUAAUGACUUAAAUUUUUAUAAAAAUGUCAAUGCUGUGUCUGUUAAGGUUGCUUUCCAUCCUAAAUUAUUAAAAAUUACUUUUACCAUUGUAAAAAUCUUUGUGGUGCAUGUCUGAGCUUACUAUAAUUCAUUAUACAUAGCUCUUAUGGUGGUUAUGUACCCGAAUAAAUUGUUAUCUAUUGAAUAUAUUGGAAAGUGAACUCUAAGGCUAUGCAAUGAAACAAAGCUUAUAUACAUGCACUGAAAAUUUUAUAUAGAAAAAUGUCUGUUAAUUAAAAUAAGGGUCAUAAUGCUAGCCAUUGUUGGAAACAGGAUAAAAUGUGCUGGUUGGAUGGGGCUUAGUAAACGACAACUAUUUCACUGAAAUGUUUGUCAUUUUGCAGGUUCUUUGAAAUUGAAGAGGAAGAUGAGCAUGGUGAAACAUCUGAGUCAACAUCUGACAUACUGGUGCAACCACCUCCCCUCCCCUCUGAUAUUUGUGAAUCAUCUACGUUUGAUAAUUAUUUUGUAUCUGAGCAACCCAGGCAGUCUCCACCGAAAACAUUUUUCGCCCCCAAUGUUAAACAAAGAUCACAUGAACUGAAAAGGGAAGAACAUAAUGUAAAGCACGAAGAGCAGAUUAAACUUGCUAAAUCGACCAAAAUAAUUUGCACGCUAGAUUUGUUGCUUCAGAUCUUUCAAGGGAAAUGCAGGCAUCCAACAUGUAAUGACAAAGUGUAUACAAAGCACACUUUAAUUGGCACAUGUGUACUGAUUGAGUGGACAUGCCAUAGUGGUCAUGCUGGGAAAUUCUACUCUUCUUAUGAUUGUAAUCGGAUAGCUGCCACAAAUCUGCAAACUGCAGCAUUCAUUUUGUUAUCAGGAAACAUUUUUUAUAAAAUGGAGAAGUUUGCCAGAUUCUUAGGGUUGUCAUUUAUUUCAAGUUCAACAUUUUUUCGUUUCCAAAGGCUUUAUUGUUUACCAGUUAUAAAUGAGUGGUGGGAAUGGCAUAAAGGUUUUUUGCAGAACAAACUGAGAGGGAAGAAAAUUGUGGUGUCUGGGGAUGGUCACUGUGACUCUCCAGGCUACUCACCUAAGAACCUGUGCUAUUUUCUGAUGGAGAUGGAAACAGAUUACAUUAUUGACCUUCAUAUUGCUGAAAAAACGCAAACUGAUCUAAAAUCAGCCAAUAUGGAACGUGAAGCUCUGAAAAUUAUUUUAAACCGAUUAAAAAAUGUCCUUGAUGUUAGAGAGGUUGUUACAGAUGCUUCAUCUAGUAUAAUCAAGAUGUUAGGUGAAUAUUUAAUAAUAUUUCUUUGGAUAAUAGUGGACUUAAUGACCAGUGGAAAAGCGAGCCCAAGAAUUUGGUCAUGCAAUGCAAAUUUGUAAUCAUUAUUCAUUUCUUUGGAAAUUGAUUGUUUUCACAGUCUAUUAACAUGGAAAUAUUUGCAUUGUAUGACCAAAAUGUGGGCAGGCUUCACCACUGUUAAUGAUAUGUAUUAUUAAUCAGGAUGGUGAAAGUUAUCAUUUUAAUUUUUUUUAUGUAGAGGAUGAAUUUAAGAAUAUCUUUCAUUCAUUGGAUGUUUGGCAUAACUCUAAGAAUAUCAGAAAGGCCAUUACCAAGAUUUGUAACAAAACUAAUGUGCCUGUUGAUAUGUCAAUGACAUAUUGUUAG